UAUAGAGCUAGAGUCUAGAGACAGUGGAGGACACUCUAGAAGAUAUUGCUCAACGGUAAAAGCGACGGUACCAUCAGGCAUCACUGCAUCUGACUCUCAGCACAAACUAACACAGGGAGAGAAGUGUCUGCAACUAAGUAUAGUUGGUAACAGUUGCUAGCAGUCAAACAGCAAGCGGAGAUCAGGUUCGCUCGCCUCCCCGUUUCCUAUCCGUGUGUCAAAUCGCUAGCUUCCGUGCAGUUUGACCUCUUCCAAGAUGUUGCGAGGAUUUAUCCUUCUCCUGUUCAUCCUUAGCUUUUUCUGCGGCUUGGCGUCGCUAUUCGGCAACGACUGGGCGAGUAUACGGCGAGAAGGCCAGACGGUUACGCUAGGGUUAUGGUGGGAAUGCAGACAGAUCAAUACCAACAACACGAUGAGCCUCACGUCGGUGACUGGCGGUGGAACAGGUUUCGAGCUGUGCCUCAACUACGGCCUCGACGGUGAAGGAGUUGAAACUCGUGUACUCCUUACUCGGUGGAUAGCCGUCGGCGGACUGGGUAUUGGCAUUGUGACGUUCCUGCUGCUAAUCCUGGCCGUGCGGGAGGAUGCUCUUGACGAGGAGGAGAAGGGCAACGCGUGCAGCAGCAACUUUCUCAUUGUGUUCUGGCUGACGCUGCAAGGUCUGGCUAUGGUUGCAUCACUGUCCUCCUACUCGCACUACUUUGUCAACGAUCUGAAGGACAUGGACUUCAGCCUGGGCUGGGCGUUUGCCAUCGGCUGGGCAUCGGCCGGUGUCUUCCUGCUCAGCGGCUUCAUUCUAACGCUAGGCGCUUGCCUGACUGGCGACUGUCGGUGCAGCGACGAGGAGGAAUAGUGAGUAGACAAACGGAUGAUGAUUUGAGUACAUAGGAUUAUAUGACGCCCGCUAUGCAGUCACCAACACCCCAGCACCCCAACGGGUCAAUGCCAAUGCAGUGGACUGGUUUCAAUGCGGCCAGGAACAAAAGCAAGUGAUGCGCUGAAUGUCAAACCCGAGUUGCUCGGGAGAACACCGAAUCGAUGCGCACGCACGCACGCCCACACUUUUAUUAUUGUUUCACGACGCCUGAAGAUGUUUGCCGCAUUUCUCGGUGAAGCGCAGGUGCAUGCUUUGAUUGGAUCUGCCCUCUUUCUGCUGCAUACUGUGAAUAUCGGAGAGACAACUGGCUGUGCAGAGAAAGUUUGCAAAGUCUACAUUUACGAUUGCACGUGAUGUCUGAUAUAAUACUUCACAGUACACUGAAGUUCAUGGUUUUUCAUUUUAAAAUCGAACAUGAGUGCAUUGUGCACCAUGGGCGUUCGUGUCAUUUCAUUUUUUUGUUUUGCUGCGGUACUGCAAGCUGUGUGCUAAGUAAUUAAUUAAUCAGAGUCACUAUUGCUCAAACUAUUCCCAAGUGGAAGUGUAACACGGUGAAAUCAUGGCGCAUAUCACAUGACGUUGUACAGUAUUACUAUUAGCUGAGUAUUAGGUACUUUCAAGAUUCUACACACACUCCAUAGCACUGGCCAUUAUGAGGUAUAUAAGGUUACACAUUACAACAAUCCUUUUCUAAUUAUUGCAGUCCUUCCCAGAUGUUUUCAUUGACUCAUGAUUGCGAGAAUUGUCGGCUUCUGUAUCAAAAUUUAUUCUCCAUAGUUGUUCUACGA
Molecule: messenger RNA, 1665 nt
Organism: Sycon ciliatum
Lineage: Eukaryota; Metazoa; Porifera; Calcarea; Leucosolenida; Sycettidae
Exons: 3
Coding region: 257-853 (198 amino acids)
Cellular component (GO): membrane
Source: RefSeq, a predicted model, not a curated record